Messenger RNA from Teleopsis dalmanni, 3269 nucleotides. Its product is annotated as 116 kDa U5 small nuclear ribonucleoprotein component. Gene Ontology annotation, biological process: mRNA splicing, via spliceosome. Lineage: Eukaryota; Metazoa; Arthropoda; Insecta; Diptera; Diopsidae. The record is from RefSeq and is a predicted model, not a curated record. The coding region runs from base 345 to 3269 and encodes 974 amino acids. The transcript has 10 exons. Gene Ontology annotation, cellular component: U2-type catalytic step 2 spliceosome; cytosol; U4/U6 x U5 tri-snRNP complex. Gene Ontology annotation, molecular function: GTP binding; U5 snRNA binding; translation elongation factor activity.
AUAUUAGUUAUGUCACAAGUAAUUAGAGUAUAUAUAGAGCUAAUAUAUUUUGGAAAAUGUUUCUAAUAAUACAUGCAUUGAACAUACCCUAAACCGGCCGGCAUCGCAUUUGACAUUUCACAGAGUUGCCAAUAUAUACGUCUUAAAUAUGUAAACACGUUCUAAUGAGCAAUUAACACAAAACUAAUUCAUUUCUUUGAUCGGUAUUUACUAAAUAUAUGAAUAAAAAUUGGAUAAUAUAUGCUGUCCGCGUUUUAUACACAUUCCUUGCGGAGUAAUCGCAUUUGUUUAUGCAAAACAAAACUUUGGUAUUUACUUUGAUAAAAUAAUAAAAUAAGAGAAAAAUGGAUUCAGAUUUAUAUGAUGAGUUUGGUAAUUAUAUCGGACCGGACUUAGAUAGCGAUGAUGACGAACAAAGCAUUUAUGGACAACAAGACACUCAGGAUGAUCAAGAUGAUGAAGUGAUGGAUGAUGAAGAAGAACAUGUUGACGAUGAAGAUAAAGAGGUAACUGCAGUCGUUCUACAUGAAGAUAAACGUUACUAUCCGACUGCAAUGGAAGUUUACGGACCAGAUGUUGAAACUAUUGUGCAAGAAGAGGAUGCACAACCACUUGAUAAACCUCUCAUUGAACCUAUUAAGAAACUUAAAUUUCAAAUUAAAGAGCAAGAGCUGCCUGAUACUACAUAUGAUAUGGAAUUUAUGGCAGACCUUAUGGAUACUGCACCACUCAUACGAAAUGUUGCUUUAAUAGGUCAUCUGCAUCAUGGUAAAACAACAUUCGUCGAUUGUCUUAUACGCCAAACUCAUCCUCAAUUUGAAAAUACUGAAGAACGCACAUUGCGCUAUACGGAUACUUUAUUCACUGAACAGGAGCGUGGUUGCAGCAUUAAGGCCACGCCUGUGACGUUAGUACUACAAGACGUGAAACAGAAAAGUUUUUUGGUCAAUGUGUUUGAUACUCCUGGUCAUGUCAACUUCUCUGAUGAAGUUACUGCGGCUAUGCGUAUGUGUGACGGUGUGGUAGUGUUUAUUGAUGCAGCAGAGGGAGUCAUGUUAAAUACUGAAAGAUUAUUAAAGCAUGCUGUGCAGGAAAAAAUGGCUAUUACAAUUUGUAUCAAUAAGAUUGAUCGACUAAUACUGGAGUUGAAACUCCCACCUCAGGAUGCUUACUUUAAAUUAAAGCAUAUUGUAGAUGAAGUAAAUUCCUUACUUAGUACGUAUGGCAAUUCUGAAGAUGGCCUUAUCGUUUCACCGGUACUGGGAAAUGUUUGCUUUGCAAGUUCACUUUACGGUUUUUGUUUUACUUUAAAGUCUUUUGCUAAACUUUAUGCAGACACCUACGAAGGAGUUAACUAUAUUGAGUUUGCCAAACGUCUGUGGGGUGACAUGUAUUUCCACAAUAAAUCCCGCAAGUUCACUAAAAAACCCCCACAUAACUCAGCUCAACGUAGUUUUGUUGAAUUCAUACUAGAACCGAUGUACAAACUUAUUGCACAAGUCGUCGGCGAUGUGGACUCCAGUUUAGCGGACACACUAGCUGAACUAAAUGUGCGCAUAACCAAAGAAGAAAUGAAAUCAAAUAUACGUCCUCUGCUGAGGUUAGUGUGUAAUCGAUUCAUCAGUGACUUUAGUGGUUUUGUAGACAUGUGCGUUCAACAUAUUCGCUCACCAUUAGACAACGCUAAACGUAAAGUAGAUCAUAUAUAUACUGGCCCAAAAGAAGGUGAAAUUUAUAAAGACAUGGUGCAGUGCAAUGCAAAUGGUACUUUAAUGGUCCAUAGUGCGAAAAUGUACCCGACUGAUGAUUGUACAUUUUUCCAAGUGAUGGCACGAGUUAUUUCUGGAACUUUACAUGCAGGGCAAGAAGUCAGAGUCCUGGGGGAAAAUUAUACGUUACAAGAUGAAGAGGACUCACGUAUUUUGCAAGUUGGUAGAUUAUGGGUUUAUGAAGCUCGUUACAAGGUUGAACUUAAUCGUGUACCGGCUGGUAACUGGGUGUUAAUAGAAGGCAUAGAUCAGUGUAUUGUGAAGACAUCAAGCAUUGUUGCAGUUAAUGCUCCAGAGGACUUACACAUAUUUAGGCCACUUAAAUUUAACACACAAAGUAUUAUCAAAAUAGCUGUGGAACCUGUUAAUCCUUCAGAGUUACCAAAAAUGUUAGAUGGUUUACGUAAAGUCAAUAAAUCAUAUCCUUUAUUAUCCACACGUGUAGAAGAAUCAGGUGAACAUGUCAUUUUGGGCACUGGCGAACUUUAUUUGGAUUGUGUCAUGCACGAUUUAAGAAAAAUGUAUUCCGAGAUCGAUAUCAAAGUGGCUGAUCCAGUAGUUGCGUUUUGUGAAACAGUGGUUGAAACAAGUUCGUUGAAAUGUUUUGCAGAAACACCCAAUAAAAGAAAUAAAAUCACUAUGAUAUCUGAACCUCUGGAAAAAGGUUUAGCCGAGGAUAUUGAAAAUGAGGUGGUUUCUAUAAACUGGAAUAAAAAACGCAUAGGUGAAUUUUUUCAAGUCAAUUACGAUUGGGAUUUAUUGGCAGCGCGUUCUAUUUGGGCAUUUGGUCCCGAUUCGAAUGGUCCAAAUAUUUUAGUAGACGACACACUUCCAUCAGAAGUUGAUAAAAAUUUAUUGACAUCUGUCAAAGAUUCAAUUGUACAAGGUUUUCAGUGGGGCACACGUGAAGGUCCAUUAUGUGAAGAACCAAUACGUAAUGUCAAAUUUAAAAUUUUGGAUGCUGUUAUAGCUAACGAAGCACUUCAUCGUGGUGGUGGUCAAGUUAUUCCCACUGCACGUCGUGUCGCAUACUCAGCUUUUCUUAUGGCAACACCAAGACUAAUGGAACCUUACCUCUUUGUAGAAGUGCAAGCACCAGCUGAUUGUGUAUCCGCAGUUUACACAGUAUUGGCCAGAAGAAGAGGUCACGUAACACAAGAUGCGCCUGUUUCUGGUUCACCAUUAUAUACCAUUAAAGCUUUUAUACCAGCAAUAGAUUCAUUUGGUUUCGAAACCGAUUUACGUACACAUACACAAGGUCAAGCAUUUUGCUUAUCCGUAUUUCAUCAUUGGCAAAUCGUACCAGGCGAUCCUUUGGAUAAAUCAAUUAUUAUACGUCCAUUAGAGCCACAACAGGCGUCACAUUUGGCUAGAGAAUUCAUGAUUAAAACGAGGCGACGCAAGGGGCUUUCAGAAGAUGUGUCUAUUAAUAAAUUCUUCGAUGAUCCUAUGUUGCUUGAACUUGCACGUCAAGAUGUGUUACUCAAUUAUCCUCUAUAA